This is a messenger RNA of Glycine soja, 720 nucleotides long. RefSeq names its product EG45-like domain containing protein 2. The record is from RefSeq and is a predicted model, not a curated record. The transcript has 3 exons. Lineage: Eukaryota; Viridiplantae; Streptophyta; Magnoliopsida; Fabales; Fabaceae. The coding region runs from base 76 to 468 and encodes 130 amino acids.
GAUGUACCAUUAAGCAAAAUUAAUCCUAGCUUAGCCUGGGUAAUCUUGUCCUGAUUCCCAAAUCAUCAAUUCAUCAUGAAGCUCUUCCUCUUUGUAAUCUUUUCUAGCCUAUUGCUCAAACAAUUGAGCCUUGUUGUUGGAGACGUUGGCACUGCUGCUUCUUAUGGACCACCGUACAUACCUACUGCUUGUGAUGGGAAUAGGCCAGGGCAGUUUCCUCCUGGAAAUCUAUUUGUUGCGGUGAAUGAAGGGUUAUGGGAUAACGGGGCAGCGUGUGGAAGGAGAUACAGAAUAAGGUGUGUGAGUGGAAACAAUAGGCCAUGCAAAGGUGGUAGCAUCGAUGUUAAAGUGGUAGAUUCCUGUUCAAGGUCACCAUGUCCCAACACCCUCCUCAUGUCAAAUGAUGCAUUUGCAGCUAUUGCACGCUUCCCUCAUGUUAAAAUCAAUAUUGAAUAUACCCAGAUAUGACUUGCCAGUGAUACGUCACAACCAGUGCAUAUGUACACUACUCAUAAACAACAUCAAGGAAUAAGUUGUGAUUUGUUGAAGAGAAGUGCAAAGCAGAAUGUGAUGCAAAACAGGAUGUGGAAUUUUAUGUACUUAGAUUGAAUAUUCAAUAUCAUGACGUUAAUAAACUGUUGACGUUCAGUAGUGCAAGAUUUUGCUUCUUGGAGCCAAAGCAUCCAUCUAAUAAAACGCUAUUUACCUUUCAACGAUAAA